Messenger RNA from Cucurbita maxima (winter squash), 1846 nucleotides. RefSeq names its product acetolactate synthase small subunit 1, chloroplastic-like. Gene Ontology annotation, cellular component: cytosol. Gene Ontology annotation, molecular function: acetolactate synthase activity; acetolactate synthase regulator activity. The record is from RefSeq and is a predicted model, not a curated record. Bases 101 to 1543 code for a protein of 480 amino acids. The transcript is spliced from 13 exons. NCBI's taxonomy places the organism in Eukaryota, Viridiplantae, Streptophyta, Magnoliopsida, Cucurbitales, Cucurbitaceae. Gene Ontology annotation, biological process: L-valine biosynthetic process.
AAAUGCCCUUUUUCAGCUAGUGUGCGACACUCCACUCUUGGAACUGUGUGGUUUCUCUUUUAACAUUCUCACUCCCUGUUUCCUUCUUAAUCAAUCAGCCAUGGCGGCCGCCAUAUCGCUUUGCCCAGUUUCUGCGAAAGCUCACAGCUCUUGCUAUUCAUCACUUGCCUCUAGCUAUGUCUUCUCCAAGAGUUUGAUUGGUGGCUUCCAGAAAGCGCAGAAAUUGAACAGUUUUCAGCUUCCGACGCUGCGUGUUUCUUCUGCUGCUGUUAAUGAUAGUGUGGUGACUGUAAGCGACUCCUCUCGUCCCGCCAUUCGUUUAGCGGUGAAGCGACAUACUAUAUCUGUGUUUGUUGGGGAUGAAAGUGGAAUUAUAAACCGAAUUGCGGGUGUCUUUGCUAGGAGAGGUUACAACAUUGAGUCACUUGCCGUCGGAUUGAACAAGGAUAAGGCUCUGUUUACCAUUGUUGUUACUGGAACAGAGAAUGUCUUGAGACAAGUUGUGGAGCAGCUACACAAACUUGUCAAUGUUAUCAAGGUGGAAGAUAUCUCAAAAGAGCCCCAAGUGGAGCGUGAGUUGGUGCUUAUGAAACUCAAUGCAGAUUCAAGUACUCGUGCCGAGAUAAUGUGGUUAGUAGAUAUCUUCAGAGGAAAAAUUGUGGAUACUUCAGAACAUUCACUGACUAUUGAGGUGACUGGAGAUCCUGGAAAGUUGGUUGCCGUUGAAAGAAACUUCAGCAAAUUUGGAAUUAAAGAACUUGCUAGAACGGGAAAGAUAGCAUUGAGAAGGGAGAAAAUGGGGGAGACAGCUCCCUUUUGGAGGUUCUCAGCAGCUUCUUAUCCGGAUCUCGAAGACUCAAGGCCGGUUGAAGGCUUUGUAGGGGAUUCAAUUCAAUCAGUCAAUGGCAACAUCUCUACCUCAACCGGAGAUGUGUAUCCUGUGGAGCCAUAUGAGAAUUUUCAUUCAAAUCAAGUUCUUGACGCUCACUGGGGUGUUCUCUAUGAUGGUGAUUCAAGUGGUCUUCAAUCACAUACAUUAUCUAUGCUAGUAAACGAUUAUCCUGGAGUUCUCAAUGUUGUUACUGGGAUUAUUUCUAGAAGAGGUUAUAACAUUCAGAGUCUUGCUGUAGGACAUGCAGAAAAGGCUGGAUUAUCUCGUAUCACAACAGUCAUUCCUGGAACUGACGAGUCAAUUGGAAAGUUGGUUCAGCAGCUUCAUAAAUUAAUAGAUCUUCAUGAGGUGCGGGAUCUAACGUACUUGCCGUUCGCUGAAAGAGAAUUAAUGUUGAUAAAAGUUGCAGUAAAUGCUGCUGCCAGAAGGGAUGUCCUCGAUAUUGCUGAUAUCUUCCGUGCAAAAGCUGUUGAUGUUUCUGAUCAUACAAUUACUCUUCAGCUCACUGGGGAUUUAAACAAGAUGGUCGCAUUGCAGAGGUUGCUGGAGCCAUAUGGGAUAUGUGAGGUGGCAAGGACAGGAAGGGUAGCAUUGGGAAGAGAAUCCGGUGUCGACUCGACAUAUCUUCGUGGUUAUCCUCUUCCUAUCUAAGUGCCAGCUACUUGAUGUUACGUUGGACCGUAAUGAAGGUGGUUGAAGCACAAACUCAGAUUGUGCAUAGCCAAAAUAUGGACCUAUAAGUUUCAGGCAUUUUUGUCAUGGUUGGCUUAAGAACGUUUCUAAAUUAGUCUUGUGAAGUAAGUGAGAGAAGAAGUGGAAAUACAAUUGUGUAGUAUCAUGUUUCCCCAUUGUGCACCUUUGGAUGAAAUCCUCAAGGAUCUUCUUACCUGUAACUAUCUCAAAAUUGAAGCAUGUCUUUUUGAUCUUUUGAAGAAAUAAUUUGUUUUGUUCUUU